GUAGACGUCUUCCUUUGAUCAAUUCUCAUUCCCCAUUUUCUCAAAAUUAAAGCCCGCACGAGCACACCAAAAAUAGCUCCAACCAAGCUUGUUUCUCACUAUGGAAACAUAUAAUUCUUCUUCUUCUUCUUCUUUGACAUCAUCAUCAAUGUACUCGAAGCAAUUCUCAGAAGAAACAAAGGGCUUGAAAAUGCCACAAUCUUACCAUUCAUCACUUCAUUCAAUCCGGAGAACCCAGAUGAAACCAUGGAAGAAACCAAUAGCACCAUUGCCACCAACCCCACCAAGAGUUUACAAGGUGGAUCCUAUAAACUUCCGAGACCUUGUUCAGAAGCUCACUGGUGCACCCAAGAAAGAGCCAGAGCCAGAGCCAGAGCCGCAGUCAAGGCUACAAAGCGUGGCACCUCCUCCACUUGAUCUCUUUACACCAACAUUAUUUGGUAGAGAAAGAGAGAUCGCAGCAGUACCCUUACAGCUCCUUCCUUCGCCUGCACAAACCCCACUGUCUGCCAGCUUGUACCAGGAGUUAAUGUAUGAAUCAUUGGAUGCAAAACCCGAGAGGAUGCCAGAAAGUAUAAUGUCUGUAUCAAGUUCCCUCGAAUUGAAUCUGUCACCAUCUUAUCAUGCUUGGUGUUCCUAUCCUCUUCUGAGCCCAGGAACUCUUUCCAGUAUUGAGCAAGGCACCGUGCUUUAGAUGUUACAUCCCCAUGACAUAUUUUACUUCCAGUACUGUUAGCACAAUUUCUUCUAGCUAGGUUGAAGCAGCUCUCAUACCCCAUUUCCUCCUUUCGUUUUUCUUUUAGGGAAUCAUUUCGUUUUUGCUUAAGCUGCACAGAGAUGCUGUUUAAAACCCUAGUUCUUUACGUUGUAAUUAAGAAAAUAUAUAUGGUGUCGGUUGAAUCCUAGCCAUUCAACUUCUUAAACACCAGAAUAAUCAUCAAUCAUGGAAGCCCUAGACUAUAUAUAACUAGGUA
This is a messenger RNA of Populus nigra (black poplar), 974 nucleotides long. RefSeq names its product VQ motif-containing protein 9-like. The transcript has a single exon. NCBI's taxonomy places the organism in Eukaryota, Viridiplantae, Streptophyta, Magnoliopsida, Malpighiales, Salicaceae. The record is from RefSeq and is a predicted model, not a curated record. Bases 101 to 694 code for a protein of 197 amino acids.